Thlaspi arvense is the source of this 924-nucleotide messenger RNA. Lineage: Eukaryota; Viridiplantae; Streptophyta; Magnoliopsida; Brassicales; Brassicaceae. The record is from the annotation of a GenBank genome assembly.
AUGGUUGGAGGAGGAGUAAUCCAGCAAAUCCUAAGGAGGAAGCUUCACUCCCAAUCAGUUGUAACUCCAGUGCGGUCGUGGUUAUCUUCGAAGAAAGCUCAUGAGGAAGCUGGGUCUUCUGGUGUAAGAGCACUUGCCCUCUUGGGUGCUGGUGUUACUGGGCUGUUGAGUUUUUCUACAGUAGCUUCUGCUGAUGAGGCCGAACACGGACUGGAGUGUCCAGACUACCCUUGGCCUCAUGAAGGCAUUCUCAGCUCAUAUGACCAUGCUUCGAUCCGUCGUGGGCAUCAAGUUUAUCAGCAAGUAUGUGCAUCUUGCCAUUCCAUGUCUCUGAUCUCAUACCGAGACUUGGUGGGUGUUGCCUACACAGAGGAAGAGGCAAAGGCCAUGGCAGCUGAAAUCGAGGUAGUUGAUGGACCUAAUGAUGAGGGUGAGAUGUUCACCCGUCCUGGUAAACUCAGUGACCGGUUGCCUCAACCAUAUGCCAAUGAAUCUGCUGCAAGGUUUGCUAAUGGUGGAGCGUAUCCUCCUGAUCUAAGUCUUAUCACUAAGGCACGUCACAACGGUCAAAAUUACGUCUUUGCUCUUCUGACCGGUUACCGUGAUCCUCCUGCUGGCAUUUCGAUAAGGGAGGGGCUACACUACAAUCCUUAUUUCCCUGGGGGAGCAAUUGCUAUGCCCAAAAUGCUCAAUGAUGAAGCUGUUGAGUAUGAAGAUGGCGUCCCUGCCACUGAGGCACAGAUGGGUAAAGAUGUUGUAUCAUUCUUGUCUUGGGCAGCUGAACCAGAAAUGGAAGAGAGGAAAUUGAUGGGUUUCAAAUGGAUAUUCCUACUCUCUCUCGCUCUGCUCCAAGCAGCGUACUACAGGCGACUGAGAUGGUCGGUUCUCAAGUCCCGCAAGCUGGUUCUCGACGUGGUGAACUAA